Talaromyces marneffei is the source of this 2505-nucleotide messenger RNA. RefSeq lists its product as uncharacterized. Gene Ontology annotation, biological process: glucan catabolic process. The coding region runs from base 1 to 2505 and encodes 834 amino acids. The record is from RefSeq and is a predicted model, not a curated record. The transcript is spliced from 3 exons. NCBI's taxonomy places the organism in Eukaryota, Fungi, Ascomycota, Eurotiomycetes, Eurotiales, Trichocomaceae. Gene Ontology annotation, molecular function: beta-glucosidase activity.
AUGACAUUUGAUGUGGACGCUGUCCUGGCCAAAUUGAGGCAAAAUGACAAAAUUGCACUUCUGUCUGGAACGGACUUCUGGCACACUCACCCCAUCCCCGCGCAUAACAUCCCUCCCAUCCGAGUUACCGACGGUCCGAACGGCAUCAGAGGCACCAAAUUCUUCGCUGGCGUACCUGCCGCGUGCAUUCCCUGUGGCACAGCCCUAGGGGCAACAUGGGACAAAUCCUUACUUCGGCAAGCCGGCAACUUACUCGGCCAAGAAUGCCUCGCCAAGGGAGCCCAUUGCUGGCUAGGGCCAACUGUCAACAUACAACGCUCUCCUCUUGGUGGUCGUGGGUUUGAGUCCUUUGCUGAAGAUUCGCAUUUAUCCGGUAAGUUGGCUGCGGCGAUGAUUAUAGGAUGCGAGCAAGACGGAUCCGGGGUAAUAUCGACCGUUAAACAUUUUGUGGGGAAUGAUCAGGAACAUGAAAGGAGGGCGGUGGAUUGUUUGAUUACUCCACGUGCGUUGAGGGAGGUGUAUUUGCGGCCGUUCCAAAUCGUUGCGAGGGAUGCAAAACCGGGAGCAAUGAUGACUUCCUAUAAUAAAAUUAAUGGGAAGCAUGUAGCGGAUAACCGAGAGCUGUUGGAAGGUGUAGUGAGGAAUGAGUGGCAGUGGCAGCCGCUUAUUAUGAGUGAUUGGUAUGGAACAUACACGACAAUAGACUCCAUGCUAGCAGGAGUUGACCUUGAGAUGCCUGGGGUCUCGAGAUACCGUGGGAAAUACAUCGAUUCUGCAGUCCAAGCGCGUCUCAUCAAGCAGUCGACAAUCGAUGCGCGGUCUCGCAAUGUACUAAACUUUGUGAAGAGAGCUAGUCAGACCAAAGUCUCCCCUGUUGAACAAGGCCGUGACUUUCCGGAAGACCGAAAGCUCAAUCGUACAUUAUGCUCUAACAGCGUCGUUUUGUUGAAGAAUGAGCAAAGUAUCUUGCCUCUAUCAAAGAAUAUCAGGAAGAUAGCCCUAAUUGGUUCCCAUAUGAAGCAUCUGCAAAUUUGCGGUGGAGGAAGUGCAGCUCUCCUUCCAUAUUACUCAGUCUCGCUGUAUGAUGCGAUUACUGAGGUUCUUCCCAACGAUGUUGAAGUCACAUACGAAGUCGGAGCUUACGCGCACAACAUGUUGCCAGUCAUCCACCGUAUGCUAAGCGGCGCCGUCAUGCACUUCUACAACGAGCCUCCUACUAUAACAGACAGAAAACUGCUUGGCACGGAGUCUAUCGCCAGCACAGCCUUUCAGCUUAUGGAUUACAACGAAAUCCCAGAACUAAAUCGCGCCUUAUUCUGGGCAUCGCUAGUUGGAGAGUUUAGACCCGACGUCUCAGGUACAUGGGAUUUCGGCUUAAGUGUUUUCGGGACCGCGAACCUUUAUAUUGACGACGAGCUGGUUAUCGACAAUACAUCCAAGCAAACUCGGGGUACUUCAUUCUUUGGUAAGGGUACAGUGCAAAUGACUGGCUCAAAACUGCUUGUCAAACAUCAAAAGUACAAGCUGCGCAUUGAGUUUGGCUCUGCCAACACCACAACCAUGGAAACAAUUGGCAUGGUAAAUUUUGGCGGUGGAGCAGCACAUCUUGGUGCCUGUCUACGCAUGGAUGCGAAUCAAAUGAUUAAUGAUGCCGUGCAGGCCGCUGCUAGUUCUGAUUAUACAGUGAUCUGCACCGGCCUCAGCGGGGAAUGGGAAUCCGAGGGCUUCGAUCGACCACACAUGGAUCUUCCACCGGGAGUCGACGAGAUGAUUACAAAGGUACUCGCCGCAACUCAAGGCAGAGCCAUCAUUGUCAAUCAAUCCGGUACGCCCAUUACUAUGCCAUGGGCCAACGAAGCUUCAUGUAUUGUUCAAGCGUGGUAUGGCGGGAAUGAGACCGGCCAUGGAAUUGCAGAUGUAUUGUUUGGCGAUGUCAACCCUUGCGCAAGACUUCCCCUCUCGUGGCCUGUGCAUGUUAACCAUAAUCCUGCUUAUUUGAGUUUUGCGAGCGUUGGAGGUAGAGUACUUUACAGCGAAGAUGUUUAUGUUGGAUACAAGUUUUAUGAAGCAACUGGGAGGGAUGUGUUGUUUCCAUUUGGUCACGGUCUCUCCUACACCACAUUUGAACUCACAUCGCCGACUGUUACAAUUACACCAGAAACAUUUGACUCUGAACAACCCAGCAUCGUGGAGUUUUACCUCAAAAAUACCGGCCAACGAGCCGGCGCCCAAAUCCUGCAACUCUACAUAUCUGCACCCAACUCGCCCACACCGCGGCCAAUCAAGGAACUACAUGGAUUUGAAAAAGUGUUUCUCGAACCAGGAGAAGAAAAAACAGUAAGAAUAGCGGUUGACAGAUAUGCUACCAGUUUCUGGGAUGAGAUUGAGAGUAUGUGGAAAAGUGAGAAGGGAGUUUAUGAGGUCCUGGUGGGAGCGUCGAGUGUGGAUAUACUUGGGAAAGCAGCACUAACGGUACCCGAGACGAGAUAUUGGUUGGGGUUGUAA